This is a messenger RNA of Elaeis guineensis (African oil palm), 2738 nucleotides long. Lineage: Eukaryota; Viridiplantae; Streptophyta; Magnoliopsida; Arecales; Arecaceae. The record is from RefSeq and is a predicted model, not a curated record.
GGUUAAUAUAUGUCGCAUGAAGAGAGGAGUUAUUCUUACAGGAGUUGGAGAUAAGGUGCUGCGGCUGUGGUCUGCUGAAAGCUGCAAAUAUCUGGAUGAAUAUUCCCUUCCGGACAUGGAGCCAUUAGUUGAUUGUGAUUUUGAUGAGAAUAAGGUUGUUGGUAUGACUAGUGCUCAACUAUGCAUAUGGAGACGUAGUGGUCAAAGAAGCAGAUUUCAGUUUCGUGAAGCUAUCUUCCGACAUGGCUUAUGCAUGCGCUAUACUGAUCCGGAGGCUGUCAUUGGUUGUGAUGAUGGCAGAGCCCAUAUUUUUGAUAUGUACAGUGGGAGCUGCUCUCGAAUCAUUAGAAUGCACUCUGGUCCUGUGACAUGCCUGGCAACUGAUGACCAAUUGAUUCUUGGUGGUUCUACAUUUGGAAGCAUAACUGUUGCAGAUCUCUCAUCUGGUGAAGGAUUGGGAGUUCUAAAAUCAUCUUUUUCACCCACAGGACCCUUAUACAGGUGAAGGAAUUGGGCCAGGUUGCAAAGUUGAUCAGCUUUGUCAGCUGGAACAUCUUCAUGUUUCUCCCUCUUCUUCCUCUUUGGCUUUGUGGUCUUCUGCAUGUCAUGCCAUGGCUUGUUUUCUUCUGAUCUGUGGCACCAUGGACAAGGUCAUGUCUCUUCUUCUCUUCUUAUAUACUCGUCUACGUGAUGAGUUUUGACUUUUGGGUACUAUCAAACUUUUCUCCUUUAUCUGCUUGUAUGAGCUGUAAGUUGAGAAAACAUCUCACCCUUCCUUUUCCUUCAAGCAAGUCAAUCAUUGGCUUUAUUUGAUUUAGUGCAUUCUGACAUUUGGGGUCCAGCACCUUUACCUUCUGUGGGUUGUUUAUCUUAUAAUUUUUAUUUCAUAGAUGACCAUUCUCGUUUUACCUUGGUUUUAUCUCAUGUGAUCAAGAUGUCUCUCGUAUCUAUCCUGACUUUACAUCUAUGGUCCAUAGCUAGCUUGAUCUACCCAUCAAGGUAUUUCUGUCUGAUGGAGCUUGUGUGUAUUUGUCUACUGAGCUUAGAGCUUUUCUUCUUUCCUGUGCCACUAUUCAUCAACAGCCAUGCCCUUGCUGACCUGAGUAAAAUGGUGUUGCUGAAAGAGAAACAUUUCAUCCUUUAGAGACAGCUCGAGUUCCUCUUAUUUCUGCUUGCAUGCCUCAUAAAUUAUAGGCUGAGGCAGUUUUCACUUCGACCUAUCUUAUCAAUCGAAUUCCUUCUUUUGUUCUUGUUGGUUUUGUACUUUAUGAACAUCUAUUCUCUAUUUCUCCUACGUUUGGAUCUUCAUAUUUUUGGUGUACCUGCUUCAUACUUCCCCCUGGGGUAUGCACUGAAUUCUCACCGAGGGCACCUAAGUGCAUUUUUCCAGAAUAUAGCUCUGAACAUAAAGGAUAUUAAUCUUGUGACCCCUGUACUUAGAGAUUGUGCAUUUGUAAUCAUGUCCCUUUCUUUAAGUCAAUUUCUUAUUACUCUUCUUCAGCUCAAGAUCAUUCAUUUAUGGAUAUUCCUCACCUUGAGCCUCUUCCUAAUUCAUCUCCCACUUUGGAUUCCUUACCUAUAUCUUCUUCCCCAAUCUAUUCUGCCAUCAUCUAAUUUACAUGCCUUAAGUCUUCCAAUUACAUGGCCUCCUAUUACUCACACUUAGUUGUGUCAUCCUUGACCACUUCAUGAGUCCUAUUUUUCUAGACAUCCGUCUCAAUGCUCCACUUGAUGCUUGCCAUCAAUCAGCUAUUUUGCCUAGUUUGGAUGAUAGUCCUGUGGUGUUGCCUUUGUCAUAAUCUGAAGCAUUCUCAACAUUCUCUUGCUCGCUAUGCUUGGCUUAUGAUUGAUUUUUAUACCUCUCAGUUCAAAUCCUUGUGAUUAUUUAUACCCAUCGUGGACCCCAGUCCAACUGUGAGGUUGUUCAGCUACAGGGUGGUGAGCUGCUAUGUCUAAAUAGCCAUGUGCUCUGAAAGAAUCUCAUACUUGCGAUCUUGUUGCCUUGCCUGCUAGAAAAAAGGUUUGCAGGAGGGUUUAUAAAAUUAAGACCUGCUCUGAUGGUUCCGCAGAGUACUAUAAAGCUUGUCUAGUGGACCGAGGAUUCACUUGGGAGUAUGGUAUUUAUCUUGAAGAAUCCUUUGCUCUUGUUGGAAAGAUGACUUCUAUUUGUGUUCUUGUGUUGCUGUAGCAUGUGGAUAGCCCCUUUCUUAUUGAUGUUGGGCUUCUUUCUAAACCCACCCAUUAUCAACAACUUGUUGGAGCCCUUGUCUUACUAUUUCUUGACUAGCAAUGCUCUUCAUGUUGUGAGCCAAUUUGUUAGUGCUUCAUGAUCUGUUUGCUAUGCUGUUGUCUUGUGUUCUUCAAUAUCUUCAUGCAACCAUUACUUGCUCAGCUCUCUCUACCUCAACUUGGAGAUUUGAGCUUAUGUGGAUGUUGAUUAGGCUGGUGAUCCUAUAGAUCCACACUCUACUAUUGGCUUUCUUGUCUUCUUUGGCAAUUCGCAUGUCUCAUGGAAAAUUAAGAAGCAAGAUGUUUCUUGCUCUAGUGUUGAGGUUGAGUAUUUUGCUGUGUCAGACAUUGUAGUAGUGGUUGUUUGGCUUCAUCGACUAAUCUCUGAUAUGGGUGCCCACAUCUCUUCUCCUACUCCUUUGUACUAUGACAACCACAGUGCCAUUAGUGUAGUUGAAAAUCCUGUUUUCAUGAACAAAUGAAGCAUAUGGAGUUCGACUAUCACUUCA